GUAAAAUUGACCCAUCUUAUUUAUAUAUUGAUUUCUUGAACCUUCAUUCCAACCUCUAACUAGUUUUGAAUUAUGAUAUUUUGUAGGCAAAUCUGGAAAACGGUGAUAAAAUUAUCAUGCCCCCUUCUGCCUUAUAUCAACUUGUAAAUUUGCACAUGGAAUACCCUAUGUUAUUUGAACUGAGGAAUCCUUCUGCUGAAAAAGUCACUCACUGUGGGGUCCUAGAAUUCACUGCUGAUGAGGGAAUGAUAUGCAUACCAAACUGGAUGAUGGAAAAUAUGCACCUAAAAGAGGGAGACACUGUGAAUAUGAGAAGUGCCAGCCUUGUAAAAGGAAACUUUGUGAAGCUGCAGCCUCACACCAAGGAUUUUUUGGAUAUCUCCAAUCCAAAAGCCAUGCUAGAGACUUCAUUGAGGAACUACUCAUGUUUAACAACUGGUGACACUAUAAUGAUUGCUUACAACAACAAGAAGUAUUACAUUGAUGUGGUUGAAACUAAACCCUCCCCUGCAGUCAGCAUAAUUGAAACAGACUGUGAAGUUGAUUUUGCACAACCUCUUGACUAUGAAGAACCAGAGAAACAGUUGCCACCUGCUGAGCUAGAAGAUGAAGAUGUGCCGGCAGCAAAGAAAUCUCGAAUCAUCCCAUUCAGUGGUUCUGCAAGACGUUUGGAUGGCAAACCCUCAACACAAUCAGUUGAACAAACUCCCUCUUCAACGCUAAAGCAGCAGCAACAGACUGCAAAUGCAAUCAAGAGUUCCAAUAGAGCUUCUGGAAAGCUUGUAUUUGGAUCAAAUGCAAAUACACCCAAGACUCAAACACAGCCAAAGGCUUCUCUGGAAAGCACAAGUCAAGAGUCACCUCAGAAGGUAGAAGAACCAAAAUUCCAAGCUUUCUCAGGAAAGAAGUACACAUUAAGUUAAUCCUUGUUAGGCUGCUUAACACUGGAUCGUAGAAUUUCACAUUUCCGAAAUUAUUUAUAUCAUAAAAAUAUCCUAACACAAAUCACUUUUCUUUCUACUCAUCAUAAUUAAUUUUAUCAAAAUCAAUUCUUACAAUGUUAAUCCAAACAUUUAUGACUUAACUGUCAUUAAAAUUAAAAAUAUACCUUAAUUUUUAA
Messenger RNA from Lotus japonicus, 1120 nucleotides. RefSeq lists its product as uncharacterized. Lineage: Eukaryota; Viridiplantae; Streptophyta; Magnoliopsida; Fabales; Fabaceae. The transcript is spliced from 7 exons. Gene Ontology annotation, molecular function: polyubiquitin modification-dependent protein binding. The record is from RefSeq and is a predicted model, not a curated record. The coding region runs from base 117 to 923 and encodes 268 amino acids. Gene Ontology annotation, cellular component: VCP-NPL4-UFD1 AAA ATPase complex.